This is a messenger RNA of Rhodamnia argentea, 1524 nucleotides long. Its product is annotated as kinase-interacting family protein-like. The record is from RefSeq and is a predicted model, not a curated record. The transcript is spliced from 3 exons. NCBI's taxonomy places the organism in Eukaryota, Viridiplantae, Streptophyta, Magnoliopsida, Myrtales, Myrtaceae. Bases 211 to 1425 code for a protein of 404 amino acids. Gene Ontology annotation, molecular function: actin binding.
CUAAAACCCUCUCUCUCUCUCUCUCUCACUCUCUCUCUCUCAUUUUCCCUCUUGAAGCAAAGCUUUGAAAAGGAAAAUGAGCAGCGCUGUCCGGUUCUGACAAAAAAGCCGCGCGACUGAGUCUCAUUCUCCGGAUCCUCCCCAAUCUUCAGAAGAUUUUCUUCCUCCUCCUCCCUUGUCUCCCUCCCUCGCCCGUAAGCCCCGAAGAGUAUGUCCUCGACGCUCUUUCGACAGCGGACUUCACUACUGGAUUUGAACAGGGAGGGUCCUUACGGGGUCCAGCAGAGAGAGAUGUUGAAGCAGCUGGACAAGGGAGAGGAGAGAGAAGGAGAGAGUGGCGUUGGUGAUUUUUGUGCUAUUUCCAAGACGGAGAUGCAGUCAUCUCCUCCUCCUUCACUGCCCUCAAGAAGCUCCACCACCACAACCCCCACGCCUUCAUGGCUCCUCUCCUCCAUUGCAGAUCUGGAUGAAAAAAUGGAAGCUGCACUCGGGGACCCUGACGAGGACGGAAGCGGCGACACGCUGGUGAAACGUGCCGAAUCCUACUACCAGAAGCGUCCUCAGCUCAUCGCGCUGCUUCAAGAUCUGUACAAGUCCUAUCUCUACCUAUCCGAUCGUUACAUCCGAGCCCUCUCCAGAAACAAGAAUCGCACUCACGCCCGACAGUCCUCGCAUGUGUCCGCCCUAACCGACCACGACUACUUCGAGAAUGACAAGGAAGAGGACUGCUGGGCGGUCCAGAUUGAUUCCUCAGAUGCUGAGAGCUCGCUCUCAUACCAGAAUCCCCUUCCACUGGCCAAUCUUGGCUAUGUAGCGUGUCUUGAUGCCUUAGUAGCUGACCUUGUGAUCAAGAACGUGGAGUGCGAGAUCCUCUUGGAUGAGGUGUCCAUCUCCGAGCAACGAUGCAACGACUCGUCGAGGAAGAUUGAGCUGCAGAAGAGCCUCCUCGAGGUCCUAGAGUCCGAGAGGAUGAUAUUGCUCCACGAGAAUGCGAGGUUGGGGUACAGAGUGAGCGUGCUGGUGGAGGAGAACUGCGAGCUGGCUUCGGAGUCCGUCUUUGUCAAGAGGAAGGCGGGUGAGUUGGCCCAGUGCAUGAUGAAGAUGAGGGAGGACCAGAGGGUGUUGCUCCUGAGCCGCAAGAUUGAGGACCUUCAGGGGCAGAUAUAUGGCUUGGAGAAGCGGAACAAGGAGUACUACGAGCAGCUUGUGAAGAGGGAUCAAGAGGAUCACAAGAUCGAUGCUAAGAAGAAGAAGAAUGGCGGCGAAGUAACUCUGGAGGCUUGCCUUCCAAUCGGGAAGGUCAAGUUGAUGAAGAAUGGCAACGAGAGUGUGAAGGGUGAUGGCGAGAAGAGGGUGACCAAGUGGUGGGAGAGGGUGAAGAACAUGGACAUAUUCAUGUGCGGGAUGCAGACAGAUAUCAGCUAAAGUUGAUGCACGCCUUUUGCUAUCUUUGUUCAGCCGAAGUGAGAUGAAACUAUAGCAUCAUCAAUAGUUCUGGACUUGCCCACGGUUAUGUGUUGCUUU